AUGUGCCGUGUCCUUAAAAUCUUUUUUUCAACUAUACGUUUUUUGUCCGAAAUUGCACAUGUACAUUCCAAAUUUACUCUCACAAAAUGGUCUUUGUCUAUCUCCUCUUUGUCAGCCGCCGGUCUCGGAAACUGGUUAUCCGAUCUCUGUGGGAUUGGAACUGCCAGCUACGUGGAACGUUUUGCAACCAGCUUGGGUUUUGUUAUUCCUCCUGUAACUGCCGACCAAAUGAAUUCCCGUUCCAUGCGCUGGGCAACUGCACUCGGUCGGGCGUGUGGUAUCACCCUCGGAUGUUUCCUAGGCAUGUUGCCCCUAUUGUGGUUCAAAUGUGAGGACAAAGAUGCGAACAAAGCGGAUAGCUCCAGAUAGAAUGGAGGACCAUUCCGAGUGCUACAGUGUCUUUCACACCAACACAGCUGGUGCUCCACUUCUGCCCCCUAUCUCCGAUGGACCUCAAAAUAUACAAUCAUUUGUACAGCACUUUGCCUUUGCCUUUUUGCCGUACAUACUGAUAGCUUCCUUGCUGAUUCUGAUUUUCACGCCCUCCAGCCUAUAUGUUUGAACAAUCUCACCUUUGUGAGUGUUCAGCACUUCGCUUGGUCCAAUGACAUUGUAUUCUACUUGCAACUCUCCAACAACACUUUUAUGCAUUGUUUCGAGCGUAACCAACCUGUUGCACCUUUGUAGAGCGAAAAUAAUUGCACGUCCCCAUUGUAUAUCACGACUUUAUACUCUGGAAUAUUCACUUUGGUUCCGACACAAAUAUAUACAUAUACUUCAGCA
Dicrocoelium dendriticum is the source of this 783-nucleotide messenger RNA. The record is from the annotation of a GenBank genome assembly. Lineage: Eukaryota; Metazoa; Platyhelminthes; Trematoda; Plagiorchiida; Dicrocoeliidae.